This is a messenger RNA of Thalassophryne amazonica, 2406 nucleotides long. It is a transcript of the gene mettl25, whose product is annotated as methyltransferase like 25. The transcript is spliced from 12 exons. The record is from RefSeq and is a predicted model, not a curated record. Lineage: Eukaryota; Metazoa; Chordata; Actinopteri; Batrachoidiformes; Batrachoididae. Bases 50 to 1843 code for a protein of 597 amino acids.
GGAGUUAUGGAUUGACGUCACUCGUGUCCGUGUCAGAGAGCUUUUAAACAUGUCUCCGUCUGUUUACACGCUCACAGACGUUCACAGACGGAUAGACGAAGUCAAACGUUUCUUGUCUGUCGCUCUCAGAAUCGCUAACGCGCACACCGUGGAGUUUUACACGCACGGCACGUGGGCCCGGUUCGUGGCUGUUUCACCGGAGGAAGUCCUGUCCGCCAUCAGCCUGCAGGGGGCGCCAGAACACAAAGGAGACAAUCAGCCCGUCAGAGAGGCGUUUACAGAGAAACCCAGAACCACAUUUGGGUUUUGCAAUGAUACAAGUCGCCUCAUAAAUACUGAUGAACUGCUGAAGGCGGCCAAGGCUCACUCACUUCCCAGCCUCAGCGUCUGCACUAGCAGGGACGAACUCCUAGAGGUCCUCAGACGGAACCAGUCCGAUGCUGCACCAGCGCACACAGGUGCCGGUCUGGAGCCAGAUGAGUUUAUGAACUUAAAGAAGUCCCAUGAAGUCCAGUGCAUGUCUGAGGUGGUGUCCUCGCUGGCUCGCUACUGUGGAGUCAAACAGGUGAUCGACGUGGGUUCAGGGAAGGGCUAUCUGAGCUCCUUCUUGUCCCUGCAGUACGGCCUCCACAUCUACGGUAUCGACUCCUCCAGCACCAACACCCACGGAGCCCAGGAGAGGAACAGGAAGCUGAAGAGGUUCUCCAGAGCGUACCAGAAAAACAGGAAGGCAGCAAGGGACCAAGGAGGGGCGGCGUGCUCUGGAGUGGAUGAAGAAGCUGGUGUUUUAUGCGGCGCAGAAGAGCGGGAGCGGCGGGAGGAGGAGAAGGUUCCACCACCAAAGUCAAUGAGUCUCUCAGAGUCCACCAGUCUAAAUCCAGAAGCAGAGGAGCUGUUUCUCAGCGCUUUAUCACUGGGUCUGACACAGACGACGUCUCAAAGAGUUCCUCCAGACCAACUGAGUGCUGAGGAGAGAGAGAGAAGGAAGCAGGAAAACCUGGAGAGGAAAGCUCGCAACAGAGCCAAAAGCGCCGCUGGCCUGUUCUCACCUCUCACAUCCUUCGUCACUGAGUGCACAGAGCUCGGCGAGCUCAUCAAGGAGCUCCAGGAGGCGGUCGUGGUCGGCCUCCACACGUGCGGCGACUUGGCUCCCAACACGCUGAGGAUGUUCGCGGCCAAACCAGAGCUAGCGUCAGCGUGUAGUGUGGGCUGCUGCUACCACCUGCUGUCCGAGGAGUUUGACCCUGACGGCCACGGGAGUUUGCACGGUGCACGUGGAUUCCCCUUGAGUCAGUACCUCCGGGACCAGUCCUGGUUCUGCAGCAGAAACGCCAGGAUGUCAGCCUGCUUGGCACUGGAGAGAGUUUCACUUGGCCAAGGUAUUCAGAUGGAGUCUCUGUUUUAUCGGGCAGUGCUUCAUGUGAUUCUGAGGGACCAUUAUAGUUCCUUUAAAAGUGAAAAGCGAGUUGGAAAUGUCUACUCCAAAGCAAAAUCAUUUGUAGACUAUGUUCAGCGAGCUCUCCGAAAACUGGACCUGGAUGAAUUCAAGCUUUCUGAGAGCGUCAUCCAGGGUUACCAUGACACUUACAGGCCGCGGAUGGGCGAGAUGCAGGCCUUUAAUAUGUUGAAAGUAACCCUGGCUCCAUGUAUAGAAGGUCUAAUUCUCCUUGAUCGACUGUGUUAUCUGAAAGAACAGGAAAACGUUGCGUUCUCUGCACUGGUGCAGCUCUUUGAUCCUCUGCUGUCACCGAGGUGUUACGCUGUCAUCGGAGUGAAGAGGUUCAGAGAAUUACAAACCGAUGAUGCAGAAGAACACAAUUGCGACGCCCGUCCUUGUGAUUAAUCCACAUCGACAGUGAUUCCACGAUUGUGAUUCCUCGUGAAUAUUUGUGGGAAGCAUUUCUCACUUUCACAUAUUUAUUCUUUUUUAAUAAUUAAACACCUAAUUGUUUUAAUGAGUGGUUUCGUCUUCCGUUUUGCUUCUCUCCUUGGCUGACAAACGCUCCAAACACCUGGAAAAGCUGCCGGUGGCGUUUGAUUGAAUUAUGGUCACCUCUGCCUUUUGUCUCCACUUUAGAGGGAUUCCUUGUUUUUAAAGCACCGUUCUGGGGUCAGGGCCAUUGUGGGAUUUAAGGAGACUUCUGUUCCGCUUGUUGAGUUGUGGAAACCUGGAAAGGCCAUUUUUAAAGUCGCAGACCUCAGGGAAUAGUGGAGAAAGGUAGAGGGGUCACGAGGGGCCCUCGACCACUCCUUUUAAUCUGGAGUCCUGCUGUGUUGUGUCAUUCAGUAAAUCAGUUUCCUUCCAUAUUUUAAAACAAAGCUGAAGAUUUGUGUUCACAAACAAGUUACGAUGAUGGUGAAGUGAGAAAUGGAGGUACUGACUAAUGUGUUCAACAGGACAACCUA